GUAUCUGUCAUUGCUAAAGUUGUUCGACGUCGAGGAUGGGGGAUAUGAUGUCCGGGUAUCCUAAACCAAGUGCUAAACGAAAGACUCAGUCUCCUGAAACACCAGAUGCAGAGGCUGAAGAAGGUGAAGAGAAGGCACCUUACAGUAAAUAUGAUGCUCUUUCCUUGAAUGAAAAGCGAAAACUUUACAAGUGUGGUAAAGACUUUGUCACUUUGGACAAGAUCCAAUCCUGGUCAGAAUCCAUAUCUGGAAAGCAAGAAAAUAGGCCUGAGGAACAAGCGUUUGAGGUGAACAAAACCCUAAAUGAAAAAAUUUCACUAUGGCAAGGUGAUAUAACCAAACUAGAGAUUGAUGCCAUCGUAAAUGCAGCAAACAACUCUCUUCUUGGUGGAGGUGGAGUUGAUGGCUGUAUCCAUCGUGCUGCUGGUUCAACUCUUCGAGAUGAAUGUGCAGGUCUCCAUGGCUGCCCUACUGGUGAUGCAAAAAUCUCAUCAGGACAUAAGUUGCCAGCAAAGUCUUUCCCCCUUUUUUUCUGUUCUACAUUAAAUGCAUCUUCUUUUUUUGCUGUUUUUAAGGCAUUCUGCUGUAUUUCAACUGGUAUAUAUGGGUAUCCUAUCUACGACGCUUCCUGCGUAGCACUAGAAACUGUCCGCACGUGGCUUGAGGAAGACGCUGAUGAUGGAAAAAUAAAUGCUGACCUGGUGGAUCGAAUUAUCUUCUGUGUUUUUCUGGCUGGGGACUUGGACGUCUAUAAAUUCCUUUUGCCAAGAUACUUUCCUUUAGAGGUCAAGCAUGAUCAGAUAGGGGACGGCCAGGAGGGGAAAAGUGAUGAAAAAGAAAUAGGAAAACAACGUGAGCAAUCUUCGCCAGAGGAUGAAGAUACUGAAGAGAUGGAAGGUACAGACGACAAGGAAAGCAAAGACGACAAGGAAAGCAAAGACGAAAAGGAAAGCAAAGACGACAAGGAAAGUAAAGACGACAAGGAAAGCAAAGACGACAAGGAAAGUAAAGACGACAAGGAAAGCAAAGACGACAAGGAAAGUAAAGACGACAAGGAAAGCAAAGACCACAAGGAAAGUAAAGACCACAAGGAAAGCAAAGACGACAAGGAAAGUAAAGACCACAAGGAAAGCAGAGAUCAAGAGAGCGGUGGCGUAGAAGAUGUUGCUGAGAAAGGGGUAGGAAACGAAGAUGAAAAUGAGGAAGAGCUGGCAAGUGGUGGGCUGCAAAGUGACAGCAACGAAGAGAAAGACGGAGAGAAAAAGGAAGAUAAAAAAGAUGUGGGCACGAUAAGUGAGAAGGUCGAAGAGGGAGCGUUCGAAGAAAAUCGUAACACCGAGAAAGAACCCAAAGAUAUCUCUAUUGACGCGAAGGAACCACAAGAAACUCUGGAAUCACAAGAUGAGCCUAUGAGUGUCGAUAGCGAGACGAGGGACCAAAAUCGUCCGCCAGAUGGUCAGGACUCAGAAACAAAAAUGGACGAGGAGCUAACUGAAAGCACUAAAGGACAGGAUGGUAAAUCCUCGUGUGCGUCUUGUACAAUAUAAGAAAGAUAUAGUGUAGGAUGAAAAAUAACGUUAUAGAGGAAAACGACAAAUUUAGAACCUAGAUAUAUGAACAUUGUGAUUCGUAUCAGGGCUCUUUCAUACAAGCUGUUCACCAAGUGAUCUCUAUAUUAAGGCUCGAGGUGUAGGUCGAUCAUUGUCAUCUGCUUUGAGGGGAAAUUUCUGCCCAGUUAUUCGUCACGUAAGAAUUUCCUUUAAACGGGCUGUAGUGUUCGGAGGAGAAAUUUCAUUCUCGUUUACCAAGAAAUGCAGGAGGGUUUGGGGUUACUUUCGAUGGACUGGCAUCCCAUCCAGGAGACGGAACAAUGUUCUUAGUCACUUUAGACGGAGACAGAAUAAGCUGCCGUUGGUUGGACCACUUGUGUGGUGUGCAUACUUUACUUGUGACAGGGUAGGCCUAGAUACAAAAAUCCCGAAAAAUGGCUGAAAAAUCUAACUGGAAAUUUCCCAAAAAAAUGCCUAUAAAUCUUAUUUUGUCUUUUCAAAUCUCGAAAUCUCCUCUAAAAAUCCCGAUGUAUUUCCAUUUUUUUUUUCAAAAAUAAUUAGUUAAUUUGCAUAUAUUGCGAGAUUCCGAGAUGUGUGGAAGCUCCUUCAAACUGAUUUAAAGUGUUCAUUUAUUUACUAGACAAUAGAAGUGGUUCGUCAGCUUCGUCGCGUUACAUAUUUCGGUCUCUUUCAAACAAACAAUGACGACAAAAAAUGUUGACAUUUUUGUUUUGAAACAGUGGAAGAAGAACCAAGUAAAUAUGUUUUUAUGCUGUCAAUAAUUUGUUUUACAUUAUCGUCUAAAAUGCCCUAAAAGUCCAAAACUCCUCAACUUUUCUAAAAAUCCCGUUUGACUCUAAAAAUCUUAAAAAACAACCGAUUUUUGUAUCGAGCCCUGUAAUUGAGCCAGCCCGAUUGCGUCCAUGAACACAACGUGUUCUUUUAACCCUUUAACUCCCAUAAGUGACCAAGACAGAAUUUCUUUUUACAAUAUCAAUACAAUAUCAACUAGAUAAUCGAUGAGAACAAAGAAAAAUAUCAAUUUGGGGAUAAUCAAUUGAUCCAAUACUAAAUUCUCCGAACUAACAUUAUAAGAAUUGUAUGGUUGACAGUAAGGAGAAUUACAAAUUUGAGUUGGGAGUUAAAGAGUUAAGAGAUCGACGAGGAAAAGUUUGUGAUUUGCAAUCUGUUGUCAUAUUCUCCAACCUUGGCCAUCCUUGUUUCUUCUAUGCAUUAUUUCCUCUUAUUUAAAAGUCUUAUUCGAUUUUAAGGUAGCUUUCCUAAUCGCAGAAAAGGAAAUAAAAAUAAAAAAGACUUAUAUCAA
Messenger RNA from Pocillopora damicornis (cauliflower coral), 2874 nucleotides. RefSeq lists its product as uncharacterized. NCBI's taxonomy places the organism in Eukaryota, Metazoa, Cnidaria, Anthozoa, Scleractinia, Pocilloporidae. The record is from RefSeq and is a predicted model, not a curated record. Gene Ontology annotation, biological process: purine nucleoside metabolic process; DNA damage response; peptidyl-glutamate ADP-deribosylation. Gene Ontology annotation, cellular component: nucleoplasm. Gene Ontology annotation, molecular function: ADP-ribosylglutamate-[protein] hydrolase activity.